AUGCAAAGGGCAACCGUGGAGAAUGACGAGGAAACGCUGGGCGUGCUCACAUAUUCCCUUUCACUAGUGCAAUCUGCGGGGAACAGCCCAGGCGCAUUGCCAUUACAGAAAGAUACCAACGCGCUGUAUUCUUACAAACCACUCAGACCGGGGACAAAAGACAUCCGCAUCCUGAUACUGUAUCCGGAUCAUGAUCCAGAAGCAGAGAUACGAUGUGACCUUUUCCCCCUUGAGCAUGAAUUCAUGCGAGAAAACGGAGUUGAGAGCUUCCCCUACAUGGCGCUUUCGUACACAUGGGGAAAUCGCGAUCCCCCCAGGUUCAUAUCUCUUGGAGGCAAACAGAAGCAAGUCACGUUAAAUCUCUACAGAGCACUGCUCGAGUUCCGUGAUCCGACCAUGCCUUCACUGCUGUGGGUGGACGCUCUUUGCAUCAAUCAGGAUAGCAUUGAUGAGAAGAAUCACCAAGUCAAUAUGAUGGACGACGUAUACAAAAAUGCUGGUUGCGUUCUGAUAUGGCUCGAUGAGGAG
Messenger RNA from Trichoderma citrinoviride, 528 nucleotides. Its product is annotated as HET-domain-containing protein. The annotation marks the transcript as partial. The record is from RefSeq and is a predicted model, not a curated record. Lineage: Eukaryota; Fungi; Ascomycota; Sordariomycetes; Hypocreales; Hypocreaceae. The transcript has a single exon.